AUGCCAAGAGAGUGUGGGGCAUAUGAGCUAUUGGAGCGCAGACGUUUUAUGGACCCACCCGUAUUUUCAGCGGUGCGAAGCCUGGUUCUCAAUGCCAACCUUCCACGGCACGUCACCACCCAGAAUAUUACCCCAUUCCCGAAUGUAACACAGGUCACAUUGAGCGACGUUGACCAAGCAUUCAUCGCACAAGCACUGAGCACCCCAUGGACCUUCAACGGUUCAUACAAGCUGGUCAAAUACGCUGGCCUCACGUGGAGGAGCUGAUCAUACAUGACGAAUACCCACAAAUGGCAGAGUUGCGGGGUUGGUUGGUGUGUCGCGGGGGGGAGGCUUACCAUCAAGAUUAGAGGUCCCCAUUCAUCCCGCUUGUGAGUUUCCCUUGGAAGAUUGCCGAGCGGUCGAGGCGUAUGCCAAUUUGGUGUUCGAGGAUAUCGACU
This is a messenger RNA of Serpula lacrymans var. lacrymans S7.9, 440 nucleotides long. RefSeq lists its product as uncharacterized. The transcript has a single exon. The record is from RefSeq and is a predicted model, not a curated record. The coding region runs from base 49 to 267 and encodes 72 amino acids. Lineage: Eukaryota; Fungi; Basidiomycota; Agaricomycetes; Boletales; Serpulaceae.